Linum trigynum is the source of this 3741-nucleotide messenger RNA. Lineage: Eukaryota; Viridiplantae; Streptophyta; Magnoliopsida; Malpighiales; Linaceae. The record is from the annotation of a GenBank genome assembly.
UAAUAACAAUUCUUCAAGUGUGUAGGUGUUCCUAUCUUUAUCUUAGGCUAUUCAAACGGAGUGAUUACCGUGAUAAUCAUUUUGACCAGUAGUAUUUGGAUAAUUUGGUUUGGUUAAUUUGGAUAAUCAUUUUUGUUUGGUUAUACUUUUUAGCUUGUUUGGUUUGGUUUCAGACACUCCUAACCAAUCAAACCAAAUUAACCAGUUAAGUAAUUAGUCAUAUAUCUAACAUAUAUUAUCUACACAUACUUAUUAACUAUAAUUAUGUGUUAUUUAUUAUAUAAAUUGCAAAUUGAUGCACUAACCGAUAAUUUUUCUCACUUAAUGAUAAUGUGAUAUUAUAUUGGUUAACCAAUUAACCAAACCGAUUAAACUUUAGUUUGAUUAAUUUGGUUGUUGUAUUAGGUUGGACGGUUUGGUUAUGAUAUUGUAUUCCAUGGUUAAUAGAAUUUAUACUUGUUUGGUUUGGUAAUUACCAUGGUAACCAUUUGAACAUCCCUAAAUUCUUAUCUUUGUGCACUAAUCUCAUUCUAUAAACCUAGAAAAAGUAAUUUUCAACCUGUUGUUGCAAGUAUUUCUCGAUGUACCUCUCGGUAUGAAAAUGGAGAUUAUCUUAAUUAUAUAGUUGUCCUCACUUAAUCAGCUAUUGCAUUUGUUUUCUUAAUUUGAGAAUGAAGAUUAACUAGUUUGGUGUAUGAUCCAUUGGUCGAAAUAUCAUUUGGAUUUUGGAUACAUAUUUUUUAGUUGAACUAGAUGUAUUUUCUUGAGAAGUGUCAAAGUGCACUCGAAAUGCUCCCAAUUACAAUGAGAGAGGCUUUGCCUCUAUCACUCUACUCUGCUACAAGCUACAUCAGACCCCACUAUACUACUAUACAAACUGAAAUAGAACUAAGGACUAAUACCACUAUGAAAUACGAACUAUUAAAAAUGUGUCAUUUGUGUCCUAAAGUAUCCAAUAUGACAUUUGUGUCCUAAACUAUUUUUCCUUAGAGUUGACUAUCGUUGACCGUUAGAUUUUAACAGAAAACCUAGUCAGCACUGAUGUGGCAUCUGACGUGAAAUAUUAUUAUUUAUUUUUCCAUAAAAAAUGAAUAAACUAGAAGAAAUUAUAAGAAACAAAAAUCUCUUGGUCUCCCCUCUCCUCACUUGACCUCGCUUCUCCAGCCCUUCAUCGCGCCGCCGCCAUUGUCGGCGAAACCUAAAGAACCUAUUCCAUCAUUUCAUAUCCCCGAUCCUCCUCCACCGGUCCACCGUACAUCGCCUCCUUGCCAACCGUUGUCUCUCUCUAAUCUCUGGCAAAUCCCAAUCUCCUCCAGGCAGUGGUGAUUAGAGCCGCCGCACCAACACACUCGUUUCAAUCGAAGAAAGCGAUCUCCCUUGGCAUCAUCGAUUUCAGGAGGUAGAGGAAGAAACAGAGAGCUGGCGGAGGGAGGAGCGCAAGGGGAGGAGCAGCAGCUGGGCUGGAGAAGGAGCGGGCCUUCACCAGGCUCCAGAUCCCCAUAUCCGGGCUGGGUUUAUGGGACUGAAAAUUCCCAAUUUCCGUCUACCUCUUCAUCUCCCUUGACGAAAUCGGCUCCAACCUACAUUUGAAAACCCUCCCAAUCGCCACUCUCUGCUUCCUCUACUCGAUUUUGGGGUUGUAUAGGACGACGACGUCGAUGCUGGAGGCUUUCUGGAAGAAGUGGAUUCAUGGCUUACCCACAAUUCACCACCGCCGCAAUUCACCAGCUCAGAUAUGGGGGUUGGAGACAGAGAUGACGCAGAUCGACGACGACCCACCACAUUCCCUGACAACCCACCACAACCCCUGGCCUUGCAUCACCAACCAUCAUGGGGAUUCCGGCAUGGCGAGGACUGCUAUUUCGAAUUAGAUCUAAUUAGGCUUGCGUGAGUUGGGGAAGCCGCUGGAGAAGAUGUCGAUUGGAGCUGGGGAAGCCGCUGGAGAAGACGACAUCUGACCUAUACCCGACCGGCGCUGCAAUGAGCAGGAGGGAAAAGUCACCAUGAAAACAGAGAAAUAAGAAGAGCUCGCCGCUGCUGACUGAGCGAAGGCAAACAGAGAGGAGAUUGCGAAGGAGAGAGAAAGAUUGAAAGGGAGUGAUUUUCGGCAUGACAUGUAUCUCUGUAUGACGAAACAACGAAACAUUGAGCAGGCUGAUGCUCUAUUCCCCCCCCCCCCCCCCCCCCCCCCCCCCCCCCCCCCCCCCCCACCCCUUCUCAACGAUGGCGUACGAGGACGACGGAGUGGGAAUCGGUUCCGAACCGGCGGAGCAUACGACAAUUGGAGCGAGGUAGUCGACAAAGUUUUAUUUUUUCAAUUUUUGUAAGAUUUUCUAUUUUAAGUUUUCUUUGUAUUUUCAUUAAUUUUAAUUUAAAAAUAACAACAUGAUGUGGCGCAUACAUGGCUGCCACAUAUGUGCCAUGUAACCAACAGUCAACAUUUUAUGGUUGACCGUUUGGUCAACUGUUAUCUAUAACGGUUGACGAAAUUGUCAGGAUGUAAAUGACACACAACCACUAUACGUCAGGACACAAAUGUCAUAUUGAAUAGUUUAGUACACAAAUGACACAUUCUUGAUAGUUCUGAUUUUCUAGUGGUAUUUACCCUAGAACUAAGUACAUGGUAAAUCCCAAAGUGUUGCAGAUCAGUUUCAACUCAUUUUUACCCCUUUUCAGAUUCUUUUAUAUUAUCCAAACCUAUUAAAAUUCUAUUAAUUAUCCAAAUCUUUCAUAAUGUAUCAAAAUUUUAACCAUUUUUACGUAAUUGUUAAUAAUUUUGUAAGUCUUUUCUUAGUUAAAAUACUAAAAUUUUGGAAUGUUGACCUUCAUGAGUCUCUUCCAAGUCAGUAUCAUGUUGCCAAGUCAAUAUUACUAAUAAAAUUGCUAACAGGAAGUUAACAUUUUGCUAAUAUUUAGUAUUUCAAUAGAUUUGGAUAAUAUAAAAGAAUCUGAAAAAGGUUUGGAUAAAAAAUAGACGCUAAAAAAAACCAUAACCACAACCUUUUAUCCAAUAUUUGUUCCUUUCGAUGCGUGACACAAUACAUAUACAUCAAUAUAAGUUAGGAAUCAUAAUUCAUGAGCAACUAUCUAAAGUUCAUAACCAACCAAGUGAAUAGACUACACAUAAUCGUUGAAUACUUUAGGGUUUCUAUUAUGCAAUAAGUUUUAAUUUGUGCAUGAAAUAACAGAAGAGGGUCUCUAAGAAGAUGAAUUAAACAAUCAAUUUGAAGAUGAAUAGAUGAUACAUAGCAUAGAACCGUACAUGAACUUUUUCAACGUGUGAUACUUAACAGAAGGUUUGCAGGAAGAAGAAAUUGAAUAAUCAAUUAUUGUACUCUAGACAUUCUAAAUGUAAACCUUUUGACAUACACUAAAAGACACUAAUCACAUCACACAUGUUUCAUCAUGCAUUGGUUGAGAAUUCUACUUACUACUCUGCAAUCAAGAAAAACUGUAGUUUUAUUUCCAAGUAUUCAUUUCUAUUAUUCUCUUUGUUUAUCAUGUUUGUUUUGCUUGAAAGGUAGGUGGUACCCCAAAUUUAGUUACUGAUGUAUUCUUGAAGUAUAUCGUACUCCAAGUAAUCUAAUUGUUGGAUGUACUUCAUUGUAAUUCGAAGCAUCAAAAUCGUUAAUUAUGAUUUUUAUUAUAUUCACCUUCACAUUUGGGUUUAGAGAAUCUAGGACAAGUGUUAUCCUUUAGAGUUUAUGGUAUAGUAUCGUACACUAAAUUCGAUUGAAUUCA